UCUGCGCUUCAUAUACCUUAUAUAUAGUCAAACAAAUAAUAUAACGACGCCAUAUUGCUCGCUGCGCAAGAAAACUACGACACCUUUCUUUUCCAUCUGCCCUUCUUCAGGACAAACACAGGAGCGGAGCUCAGCAAACAUGCCUACAGUAAGUGUGAAAUGGCAGAAGGAGCUGUUCCCAGCUGUAGAAAUUGACACAAGCCAACCCCCUUUAGUUUUUAAGUGCCAGUUGUAUGAUCUAACUGGAGUGCCCCCCGAAAGACAGAAGAUUAUGGUUAAAGGUGGUUUGCUGAAGGAUGAUGCAGACUGGUCAACAGUAGGAGUGAAAGAGGGUCAAAAAUUGAUGAUGAUGGGAACUGCAGAUGAAAUUGUAAAAGCCCCAGAGAAAGGCCCUGUUUUUGUGGAGGACCUUCCGGAAGAAGAGCAAGUUGUUGCAGUGGGUCACACUGCUGGUCUAUAUAAUUUGGGGAAUACCUGCUACAUGAACUCUACACUACAGUGCCUACAUUCAGUUCCAGAGUUGAAGUCUGUGCUACUCAAGUAUCCUCAUUCUGGAAGAAGCAAUGAGUUGGAUCAGUCUUCACAUCUCUUGACCAUGGCAACAAGAGACCUAUUUAGCGAGCUAGAUAGAAAUUUCAAGCCUGUUGCCCCAAUGCACUUUUUGACGGUGUUACGUAAAAAGUAUCCACAAUUUGGCCAGAUGCAUAAUGGUGUUUACAUGCAACAGGAUGCAGAAGAAUGUUGGACGCAACUUCUGUACACUCUUUCUCAGUCUCUUAAAGCACCAGAUUCCAGAGAUAAUCCGGAGACUCUGAAGGCACUUUUUGGUGUUGAUCUUGUCAGCAGGGUCCACUGUGCAGAAAGUGGUGAAGAAACCUCAGAAUCAGAGUCAGUUUACUCACUUAAAUGCCAUAUAUCUCAUGAGGUCAACCAUUUGCAUGAGGGUUUAAAGCAUGGACUAAAGUCAGAGCUGGAGAAAGUCUCUCCUUCCUUGGGCCGUAGUGCAAUUUACUUGAAGGAGUCUCGUAUUAAUGACUUACCAAGGUACUUAACUGUUCAGUUCGUCCGCUUUUUCUGGAAGAGGGAGUCAAAUCAGAAGGCAAAGAUUUUGCGGAAAGUGGAUUACCCAUUGGAGUUGGAUGUUUAUGACUUUUGUUCUGAUGAACUCCGCAAAAAAUUGGACGCUCCUCGCCAGAUUCUGAGAGAGGAAGAAAGCAAGAAGUUUGGGCUGAAGACCAGUGAGAAGAACAGCAAUUCAAUGGAGAACGAUGUGAAGGUGCUUCAGACAGAGGGAUCAUCAAAUGCAAGUGGAGAACCAUCUAGUGCUGCUACCCAAGAAGGUGUUCCAUCCGAGAAACGAGUUCACUUGAGUGGAAUAUAUGAAUUGGUUUCUGUGCUUACCCACAAGGGAAGGAGUGCCGACUCAGGGCAUUAUGUUGCUUGGGUCAAACAAGAAAAUGGGAAAUGGAUUCAAUAUGAUGACGACAAUCCGAUCCCACAGAGGGAGGACGACAUCACUAAGCUCUCUGGAGGAGGUGAUUGGCAUAUGGCAUACAUUUGUAUGUACAAGGCCCGUGUUUUGUCGAUUUGAUAUUUCAUGUUUUAUAGUUGGAAAGUCAGUUGAUUUGUUUUAGGACAACCAUAAUAGCUAUCAAGAAACUCUGUAAUUUAAGGGGGCCAGCCCUUUGUAUUGUUAACAUGGGUUAGAGGAUUCUGUACAUUGUUUGGAAAGACCCUAAAAUUUAUGAACACUAUUGGAGGAUUGGGAUUGAAAAACUUAUUGGCUUUGGUUUC
This is a messenger RNA of Macadamia integrifolia, 1794 nucleotides long. Its product is annotated as ubiquitin carboxyl-terminal hydrolase 6. Lineage: Eukaryota; Viridiplantae; Streptophyta; Magnoliopsida; Proteales; Proteaceae. The record is from RefSeq and is a predicted model, not a curated record. Gene Ontology annotation, molecular function: proteasome binding; protein binding; cysteine-type deubiquitinase activity. Bases 140 to 1591 code for a protein of 483 amino acids. The transcript is spliced from 18 exons. Gene Ontology annotation, biological process: proteasome-mediated ubiquitin-dependent protein catabolic process; protein deubiquitination; regulation of proteasomal protein catabolic process.